CAGCAACGAUCCAUUGGUCUUCACUAGUAGUUCUGCAGCAGGUAUCUGCACUCCUGGGCUUCAGCACACAUCAGGGUGGUUCACGUGUUUCCUGCUGUUAUGAAAGAGAUUGGAGAGGACUAAGCUUGGAAUUGCCUGUCCCACAGCAAGAGGCUAUGGAGCUGGGCCACCGAGCAGGUACAACCACUUUGACCGGGGCCCAUCUGAAUGACAAGGAGGGCCAGCAGGACUUGGACCCCUGGAAAGCCGCCUACAGUUCCUUGGACACCUCCAAGUUCAAGAACCAGGGUCUGUCAUCCCCACAGCCCCUGCCCCAGGGAGCCAGCGCUCAAGGCAGCUCCCUAGGGCAGUGCCACUUGAAGGAGAUUCCCCCUCCGCCCCCGACUGCUGCCAGCAGGGAUUCUCUGGGGAUGGACCCACAGUCCAGGUCCCUGAAGAAUGGGGGCUCUCGAUCCUCCUCGAGAGAGAACAGGGCCAUCUUGGGAGAGGGGGCUCAGCCAUGCCAGGGGACAGAUGACGGUCCCAGCUUGGGGGCCCAGGACCAGAGGAGCAUGUCCACGAACCAGAAGGGCAGCAUCAUUCCUAACAACAUUCGCCACAAGUUUGGGAGCAACGUGGUGGACCAGCUGGUCUCCGAGGAGCAGGCUCAAAGGGCUAUUGAUGAAGUCUUCGAGGGCCAGAAGAGGGCACGCUCAUGGCCCAGCAGGACCCAGAAUGCUGUGGAAAUCUCUUCCGUCUUCUCAGACUACUAUGAUCUUGGCUACAACAUGCGGUCAAACUUGUUUCAAGGGGCUGUGGAGGAGACAAAGAGCCUCAUGAAGGCUUCCUACACACCAGAGGUCAUUGAGAAAUCAGUGAGGGACUUAGAACACUGGCAUGGCAGGAAGACGGAUGAUCUGGGACGGUGGCACCAGAAAAAUGCUAUGAACCUGAACUUGCAGAAAGCACUGGAGGAGAAAUAUGGGGAAAACAGCAAAUCCAAGAGCUCAAAGUACUAGAUUUGACACAGUAAAGGUGUCUUCUACUCAAAUAAAGUGCUAACAAUAAGGAAA
This is a messenger RNA of Nomascus leucogenys (northern white-cheeked gibbon), 1052 nucleotides long. RefSeq names its product ciliary microtubule inner protein 4 (gene CIMIP4). NCBI's taxonomy places the organism in Eukaryota, Metazoa, Chordata, Mammalia, Primates, Hylobatidae. The record is from RefSeq and is a predicted model, not a curated record.